AUCGCCUAAUACAAUGUAAUUGUCGGCUUUUAUAUUAUCGCCUAUGUGGCGUUUGGAUCAACACCAAAAAGUUUCGAAAACGCGUCGAAACACUUCAGAGUUCGAAACAAGAGGAUACUUAACGGAUAUUCGAAAGAGCGAAACUGUAAACCAGGCAAGAGAGCAUUGAGUGAUUCAAUAUUCGGACUUCUGAGGUGGCGUUGGUCAGGGUUUCAUAGAACACAUAACGAACGCGUUGAACAGUGGGAGGACGGGCCGAGCACAACUAAGCUUAUCUUCGCAUUUCAGGAUGAGCGAAAUCCUUCCCCAAGUACCCUCCCCUGGUAGUGCUUUGUAUCACCGUAUUCCAAAAUGCGCUCGCUGCCGGAAUCAUGGCGCCCUUUCGUGGCUUAAGGGACACAAACAUUAUUGCAGGUGGCGGGAUUGUACUUGCUCCAAAUGUCUCCUCAUCGCUGAGCGCCAACGUAUAACUGCCGCUCGAGUGGCUCUUCUGCGGCAACAGAGAAAGAACUCGGAGAUGUCUCAAAAAUUGGGACAGAAAAAUAGCGACAAAGAUCAAGUAGUAAAGAAUUUUGGCGACGAUGUUUAUCAGAGGCCAUCAAUGGUGCUGAACUCGAUACCCGCACUUAAUGCAAGAAAGAACAGUGACACAGAUUAUGAAGACGAGGGCAUCGAUCAGCAGCUUUCCCCUACAGAAUCGGAAGAAAACUUCGAUGUCCAACCUGACGAACCUUCCGAACCUGAACCGACACUCCUCGACGGAGUCCGAAUAAAAACCGAACCCGAGACAACGACACCGGAAGAUGAAGAAGAAGGCGGCCUGAGAGUGACACCGAAUGAAAACGGCACAGAACUUCCAUCACCAAAGAGAAAGAUAAAUGGAGAGGUGCAAAACGAUGAAAUCGAUCCAUUGCGAAUCCAGUCGAAGAUACUUCGAACAUCAGAAAGCCCCAAUAUGGGAAGAAAAAUUCAUCCUGAUCCACUCGGCUUGCUGAUUCGAGCGUUUCCAAGCCAGUGCCGAAGUGUUCUCGAAUUGGUCCUUCAAGGAUGUGGUGGGAACGUGGUUCAAGCCAUUGAGUGCUUGCUUCAGAAUCAGGAAAAGAAACAGCUCCCAUUGCCUAUGCCUGUGCCUGUGAUUGGAAGCGUCGGGGGUCCUCCUGCAACAAUUCAUCCCGCCCUUCACUUUCAAGCUCCCCCGCUAUUCCGUAAGCCGGAGCCUUUCUCGCAUACUUUCCACAGACCUCCUAUGAGUCCCAGCUGUCCAUUCCCACCACCGCCACCCUUAUUGAAGCCAAAACCACAGACCAGCGGUUUCCCAUUCUCAAUGGAUGCAGUCCUAGGUUCCUCACCGAACAGCCUGAACGCUAGCUCGAGCUCUCCCAAGACAGAAGGCAAAUCUGUUGCUGUACACUUUUGUACAAAGUGCGGAUGAAAGGCGAGUUGUGAAGACAAUUUUUGUGCCUUUUGCGGGCAAAAGCUUCACAAAUAGCACAGUCACGAACCAAUUUUAUUGCUUAGAUGUGUAAAACAUGUUUCCCGUUGCAAGUUAAGAAUUGGUGGUGGAUAAUUUUAAAAGCUUAUCGCUUUAAAGCUGAGUGUUCAGAUACCUUGCGCAGAUUGUAGGAAAAGUUCUUCGAAGGGACUCAAAAGAACUUAGAAAAAUCUUAGCCUUCAGAGAUGUAUAAACUGAUGUCAGUGGAAAUGAGACAAUGGUAUUCAAGCUUUUUUAAGGGUUAACUAGAGGGAAGAUUUUGAUAAGAUAACUGCACAAUAUUUAACGAAGAGGAUAAAGUUUUUCCGGCAAUCAUAAUUGGAUGAGGGGAAAACUUCCUCUUAUGACAAAGUUAUUUACAAUAUAAGUGUUCAUUUCCUCUUAAAAACCUAGGUAGUUGCUCUUUUUAUUUUCAUCGUGAAAGACGAUGUGAAGUUACAUGUGUAAAUAAGGAUUAUAUUAUGACUGAGACAUACAAAAAAUGGUUUAUCUAUACAAAAGAGACUCGAUACUUCAUUGAGGGCCUUGCACACAAUUACACAAUAAAUUAAAUUCAAACUGACGUGGGUUGGUGCAAAAAAACAACCCAAGAAAAACUAAGAAGCUUCUCUGGCAACAGUUCACUUGUUUUGAUAGUCGGAAUAUUUUUCUUGGCUCUAAAAAAUUAUCUUGCAUCUUUAUCACUACUACAUUUUCAAAAGCUUUCUAAUUCCAUUUUAUCAAGGACCAUGAGUUUAAUAUGAGUUUUCUCUUUUCUUAACUCUUGGUCUUUUGUUGGUCUGUAAGUUGCAAAAACAUAAUUUUCACGUUUUGAUACAUUUUUCCCCUUGUCUAGCUUUUCAUGACAUGUUUUUAUCUAAGAUAUGUUACUUUGGUAGUAAUAGCGUGUAUUACUGACAAAACAAUCUUAAAAGUAAAGACCCAAGAGUUCAAGUAUCGAGACUUGAUGGCCAAAAUAUGAGGAUAUUAUUCUAUCUGUUAUAUUAUUCAGAAGAUAUAUGGAAUUUGCGUCUCAUAAUAAGCAGCUCAGAAAAAAAGUGAGAGUCGAUUCACUUUUAUAUCUACCAUCACAACUCUGAAUCCAGAGUCUCUUAACAAUAAUUCCAUGGGCGUGUGUUCGAUGAGAAAAAGUGUUUAGCUAAGAAAAAAGGAACAAAUAUCAUAUCCGAUAAGUAAAAAUAGAGAAGCAUAUUGUGAGACGCAUAUGUUCUCCGUGAAUUUUUCUUAAAACGCAUGAGAAGUUUUUUUUUUGUAACAAACAUCAUUUCUCUUCACUUUACGUUAGUCAGUGUGUGAAUAUACAAGUACGUGAUUUAAAAUAUAUCAUACCAGAUACUUAUAAUAGCCGCUCCUUCAAAUCUAAAUUAUAUGCAUUAGGCAAGUUUGUGAAAUUUCAUUUUUGAAAGAUGGUGGAAAUAAAAAAAAUACAAAAUGCAAGUAUGAAA
This is a messenger RNA of Stylophora pistillata, 2937 nucleotides long. RefSeq names its product doublesex and mab-3 related transcription factor 3, truncated. The record is from RefSeq and is a predicted model, not a curated record. Lineage: Eukaryota; Metazoa; Cnidaria; Anthozoa; Scleractinia; Pocilloporidae. Gene Ontology annotation, biological process: sex differentiation; regulation of transcription by RNA polymerase II. Gene Ontology annotation, molecular function: RNA polymerase II cis-regulatory region sequence-specific DNA binding; DNA-binding transcription factor activity, RNA polymerase II-specific; protein binding. Gene Ontology annotation, cellular component: nucleus.